GCAUGCUACAGUGUCCACCCAUGUGAGGGCCACUGGAAUAAAUAGAUGCCGUGCAGACGGUCCCAUUCAAUCACUGCCUCCCAAUUGACAGGAAUAGGACAGGCAUACACUUAAUGUUACUAAACCCAGGACCCUGCAAUCACUGUAUCUGGUCUCCCCCGGACCCUGCAAUCACUGUAUCUGGUCUCCCCCGGACCCUGCAUUCACUAUAUCUGGUCUCCCAGGACCCUGCAAUCACUAUAUCUGGUCUCCCCCGGACCCUGCAAUCACUAUAUCUGGUCUCCCCCGGACCCUGCAUUCACUAUAUCUGGUCUCCCCCGGACCCUGCAAUCACUAUAUCUGGUCUCCCCCGGACCCUGCAUUCACUAUAUCUGGUCUUCCCGGACCCUGCAAUCACUAUAUCUGGUCUCCCCGGACUCUGCAUUCACUAUAUCUGGUCUCCCCCGGACCCUGCAUUCACUAUAUCUGGUCUCCACUGGACCCUGCAAUCACUAUAUCUGGUCUCCCCAGACCCUGCAUUCACUAUAUCUGGUCUCUCCGGCCCCUGCAUUCACUAUAUCUGGUCUCCCCGGACUCUGCAUUCACUAUAU
This is a messenger RNA of Staurois parvus, 590 nucleotides long. The record is from the annotation of a GenBank genome assembly. Lineage: Eukaryota; Metazoa; Chordata; Amphibia; Anura; Ranidae.